GAAGAGACUCGUUUCCCAUUAAGCGGCUGUAAGCGCUUCCGGCUCGGGGGCUUUGUGAGCGCGGCGUGUUUAGACUGCGGCGCUGCGCGGCUUCAUUCGCUCUCACGCUGUUGCACGCGACCUUAUCGGCUCUGCAGGUCUCCGCGUACAGUGUCUGAUGGAGUGGCAGCCAGAUGAACAAGGACUCCAACAGGUCCUGCAGCUCCUGAAAGACUCCCAGUCCCCCAACACAGCCACUCAGAGAGCUGUGCAGCAAAAACUAGAGCAGCUAAACCAGUUUCCAGACUUCAACAACUAUCUCAUCUUCGUCUUAACACGACUGAAAUCUGAGGAUGAGCCAACUCGUUCACUCAGUGGUCUGAUUCUGAAGAACAACGUCAAAGCGCACUACCAGAAUUUCCCUCCAGCAGUGGCAGAUUUCAUAAAGCAGGAAUGUCUGGGCAACAUUGGGGACCCCUCUCCUCUCAUUCGUGCUACAAUUGGUAUCCUGAUCACAACCAUUUCAUCUAAAGGGGAGCUGCAGACAUGGCCUGAGUUGCUGCCUCAGCUCUGCAACCUGCUCAACUCAGAAGAUUACAACACCUGCGAGGGAUCAUUUGGUGCGCUACAGAAGAUAUGUGAAGAUUCAUCUGAGUUGCUGGACAGUGAUGCAUUGAACAGGCCUCUAAAUAUUAUGAUCCCUAAAUUCCUACAGUUCUUCAAGCACUGUAGCCCUAAGAUCAGAUCUCAUGCUAUCGCUUGUGUGAACCAGUUUAUCAUUGGUCGAGCUCAAGCUUUGAUGGACAAUAUUGACACUUUUAUUGAGAGUUUAUUUGCGCUGGCUGCAGAUGAAGACUCUGAAGUGAGGAAGAAUGUUUGUCGAGCACUGGUCAUGCUGCUCGAGGUUCGAAUCGACCGCCUUAUCCCGCACAUGCACAGCAUUGUUCAGUACAUGCUACAACGCACACAGGAUCCAGAUGAGAAUGUGGCUCUGGAGGCUUGUGAGUUUUGGCUCACCCUGGCUGAGCAGCCCAUCUGCAAAGAAGUUCUUUCUGGACAUCUGGUUCAACUGAUUCCUAUCCUGGUAAAUGGAAUGAAGUACUCUGAAAUCGACAUCAUCUUGCUAAAGGGUGACGUGGAGGAGGAUGAGGCUGUUCCGGACAGUGAGCAAGACAUCAAACCACGUUUCCACAAGUCUCGCACAGUCACACUGCAGCACGAGGGAGGCGAGGGAGAGGAGGGGGAGGACAUUGAUGAAGAUGAUGAUGACGACGAUGACACACUGUCUGACUGGAAUCUACGUAAAUGCUCGGCUGCAGCACUGGAUGUGUUGGCGAAUGUGUUUCGGGACGACUUGCUACCCCACCUGCUCCCUCUGCUGAAAGACUUGCUGUUUCACCCAGAUUGGGUUGUCAAGGAGUCUGGCAUUCUGGUUCUGGGGGCCAUUGCUGAGGGGUGUGUGCAGGGAAUGGUUCCCUACCUGCCAGAAUUAAUUCCCCACUUGAUUCAGUGUCUGUGUGAUAAGAAAGCUCUGGUGCGCUCCAUCGCCUGCUGGACACUGAGCCGCUAUGCUCACUGGGUGGUGAGCCAACCACCUGAUGCCUACCUCAAACCACUCAUGACGGAGCUGCUCAAACGCAUUCUUGAUGGAAAUAAGAGAGUGCAGGAGGCGGCCUGCAGUGCGUUUGCAACUCUGGAGGAGGAGGCUUGCACAGAGCUUGUUCCUUAUCUCGGCUUCAUUCUUGACACACUGGUCUUUGCUUUUGGGAAAUACCAGCACAAAAACCUUCUCAUCUUGUAUGAUGCCAUUGGGACACUGGCUGACUCUGUGGGCCAUCAUCUCAACCAGCCUGAAUAUAUCCAGAAGCUGAUGCCCCCUCUCAUACAAAAAUGGAAUGAGCUAAAAGAUGAAGACAAAGAUCUGUUUCCUUUGUUAGAGUGUCUCUCAUCAGUGGCCACGGCUCUGCAGAGUGGCUUCCUGCCUUACUGCGAACCAGUGUAUCAGCGCUGUGUCACUCUGGUGCAGAAAACCCUGGCUCAGGCAAUGAUGUAUAACCAGCACCCAGAGCAGUACGAGGCUCCGGAUAAGGACUUCAUGAUCGUAGCUCUGGAUCUCCUUAGCGGACUGGCCGAGGGCCUCGGGGGGCAUGUUGAGAGACUAGUAGCUCGCAGCAACAUCAUGACACUCCUCUUCCAGUGCAUGCAGGACACUAUGCCUGAGGUGAGGCAGAGUUCCUUUGCUCUGUUGGGAGACCUGACCAAGGCCUGCUUCCUUCAUGUUAAGCCCUGCAUCUCUGAGUUCAUGCCUAUUCUGGGGCUGAACCUGAACCCAGAGUUCAUUUCUGUGUGUAAUAACGCCACCUGGGCCAUUGGUGAGAUCUCCAUACAGAUGGGCUCAGGUGACAGGAAGCAGGAAGGUGUUUGUACAGGUGCAGAGAUGGAGCCAUAUGUGGGACUGGUGCUUAACAACCUUGUGGAGAUUAUUAAUAGACCCAAUACUCCCAAGACUCUGCUGGAGAACACUGCCAUUACUAUUGGUCGGCUGGGAUACGUUUGUCCUCAGGAGGUCGCACCCAUGCUGCCCCAGUUCAUACGCCCUUGGUGUCAGUCACUCAGAAACAUCAGGGACAACGAGGAAAAAGAUUCGGCUUUCAGAGGCAUCUGUCUAAUGAUCGGAGUAAAUCCUGGAGGUGUGGUGCAGGACUUUAUUUUCUUCUGUGAUGCUGUGGCAUCUUGGGUGAACCCGAAAGAAGACCUUAGAGACAUGUUUUACAAGAUCUUGCAUGGCUUUAAGGACCAGGUUGGAGAGGAGAACUGGCAGCAGUUCUGUGAGCAGUUCCCCCCACAGCUGAAGGAGCGGCUGUCGGCCUGCUACGGCGUUUAGUCGCCCCUCCUCACUGACACAGGACACGCCUGUUAGGUUGAAUCUCCGGGAGGGUCACUGGGGGAAACUCAUCCAUGUGUGUAUUGCCCUGCUACUGGAGGGGGGAGGCUGGCGCGACGAUCAUCCCUGCACCCUGUGUCUGUGUGAGGGAGGGUGGGAAGGGUGGGAGGGGGUUAGGGGGAGCCAACCUCUGCAUCAAACGCUGCGGUUUAGCGGUCCGCGCACUGAGUAGGAAUUUUUAAAUAAAAAUGAAAGCAAAAGGGGAUCUAGGCUGGGAUAGAGGGAGGGAGGGAACUCGUAGGCAGGGCUUGCCACCUGAUAACUCCACUGCUCUCUUCUGCUGAGGGAGAGCACUAUCGGGAGGGGGGAGGCUGGGUGGCACCAAUGCACCCACCAAUAGUACAGUCUAGUCUAAGCCCUGGCACCUCAGCUAGACACCUAUAGCACACAAGCGCAUUCAGUAGACCGGCACACUCGUUAGAAAAGCUUAAGGCGACCUGUUGCCCGGGUGGUAAUGCAUACACAUAAGAAAUCUACAAUAUCUUUAAUGGGUAUUGGUUGAACACAUCAAUACUAAAAUGACUUUUAACCACAGGGAUUGUUGGCUAGAGGUAAGGCACGAGAUAUCUAUAACAAUAGGGAGAUAAGUACUAGUACCUUUUUAAAAUAUGUGAUCAUAACCAGUAAGUACAGUGCAUAUUGUCUCGCUUUCAGGCUGUUUUGCAUAUUUCCAGGCUGUUGUUGUAACCACUUUGCAGCUGGCACUUAAGGUUCAUUAUUCUCCCCAUCAAAGUGUUUCGUGUUGACCCUGAUUCUGCUGUAACCAGAACGAUCUUCAGGAACUGUAACUCUAGUGCUCACUGUUUUUCCUUUCUUAUGCUUGCUUAGUUAAGGGAAUGAUAAAGGUUUGCAUGACUCUGGACCCUUGGAGAAAUCAGUGCAAUGUGCAGGUGUCAGGUUGUUUCUUUUUAAAAAAAAAAAAAAAAAAAAUCUUGGUUUUUUUUUUUUUUAUUAUUUUCUUUUUAAUCCAGAGCUUCUCAGUGUACAGUGUUAACAGGUGUAGCUUUAUUGUGAAUUUUCAGUUAGGUCAGUGUGGAUCGACGUUCCAUUUCCUUUGCAGCUGUAGUUUGAGCUGCGUUUCACAUCUAGAUGUACUCCAUUAAAAAAAACCGUACUGCAGCCUGACCUUCCUGUAAACUAAGAGAAUGUGCUGCUAAUGCAUUUAAAAGCAAAUGUUAUGAAUUAAAUGUCAGAACUCAUUAAGGGAUUUCAAUGCACUUUCUCUUAUAAGGACUUUCACACAGCAAUCCAGCAGGCUGCAUUAAUGCCACUCUUGGUUAAAGGUGAGCUCCAAGUAAUGAGACUUUUACAGCAUGAUAAACACAAGAUGACUGCAGUGUUUAACUCGUAGUACCCUGUAUUGACAGCUUUUAUGUAGACACAGUAGACAGAUUUGAUGAAACCAUGUGUAAUCAUGUGGAUGAUUUAGUGUAAAAUUUGUUCCAAUCUUACACAAAUAAUUCAUUAGUUUUACCCUGUGCACUGUGACUCGACUUAUAGUUCAAUAUAAAAGCAUAUGAGUGACUCAACCUUUAAUGAAGAAACUUUUUUUUUUUUUUUUUUUUUAAGCUAUGGCUAGGUACUACAUGCUGAGUUUAGAUUCAUUUUGGCCAUCUUUGGAAGAAAGACAGGUAUUAGAUGCCUAUACAGAAUUGUACUGUUUCCCAGAGAAAGCCCACUUGCAGUUUUUUCACCAUGUAUUUGCUGUGUUAAACUGAUUUGACUGAGGCCUUAUAGGAUGCACACACCUGAUUUUAUCUCUGCACAAUUCUACAUAUUUGGCUUUAAUACCAAAAAAAUGUACAAAGAACAGAGGCUGUUUUAUAUAGCCAUAAAAGCAAUAGCCAUGUCUCUGCUAGAUUGCAGAUGCUAAUGUGUCUUCAAGGUCCUCCAGGUUUGCUUUGUCUUCAAACUUGAUGUAAAGUAAAACUGUACCAUGCAUGAAACAAA
This is a messenger RNA of Silurus meridionalis, 4873 nucleotides long. It is a transcript of the gene tnpo2a, whose product is annotated as transportin 2a. Gene Ontology annotation, cellular component: nucleus; cytoplasm. Gene Ontology annotation, biological process: protein import into nucleus. The record is from RefSeq and is a predicted model, not a curated record. Bases 158 to 2863 code for a protein of 901 amino acids. Gene Ontology annotation, molecular function: nuclear import signal receptor activity; small GTPase binding. The transcript is spliced from 26 exons. NCBI's taxonomy places the organism in Eukaryota, Metazoa, Chordata, Actinopteri, Siluriformes, Siluridae.